This is a messenger RNA of Phragmites australis (common reed), 1038 nucleotides long. RefSeq names its product glutathione S-transferase 3-like. Gene Ontology annotation, cellular component: cytoplasm. Gene Ontology annotation, molecular function: glutathione transferase activity; glutathione binding. Bases 243 to 887 code for a protein of 214 amino acids. Lineage: Eukaryota; Viridiplantae; Streptophyta; Magnoliopsida; Poales; Poaceae. The transcript has 3 exons. The record is from RefSeq and is a predicted model, not a curated record.
CGUAGUGUCAUGGCAAUUUGCCAUCAUCAUGUGCGUGCUAGUCACCUACGCCGAUAAUGGCAUGGCCACACUUGUGCCGUGUCGUGUGUGGUGGUGAUUGGCGAGCCCGUCGCCUCAGCUAUUAUAAACGCACACGCCCUGCUGCCUAUCCAUCCUAGCGUGGACGCGUCAGACCUCUUGUCCGGAGAGGCUCGGCUUGUGUGUGAGAGGGGAUAGCGAGCGCAGGGAAGGAGGAGGGAGAGAUGGCGCCGUUGAAGCUGUACGGGAUGCCGCUGUCGCCCAACGUCGUGCGCGUGGCGACGGCGCUCAACGAGAAGGGCCUCGACUUCGAGAUCGUCCCCAUCGACCUCCGCACCGGCGCGCACAAGCAGCCCGAAUUCCUCGCCCUCAACCCCUUUGGCCAGAUCCCUGCGCUGGAGGACGGCGAUGAAGUUCUCUACGAGUCCCGUGCGAUCAACCGCUACAUCGCGACCAAGUACAAGUCCGACGGCCCGGACCUUGUCCCGACGCCGUCGGCCAAGCUGGAGGUGUGGCUGGAGGUGGAGUCGCAGCACUUCUACCCGAACGUAUCCCCUCUGGUGUUCCAGCUCCUCAUCAAGCCCCUGUUGGGCGGCGCCCCCGAUCCGGAGGUGGUGGACAAGCACGCCCACGAGCUGGCCAAGGUGCUGGACAUCUACGAGGCGCACCUGGCCCAGAACAAGUACCUCGCCGGGGACGAGUUCACGCUCGCCGACCUCAACCACAUGUCCUACCUGCUGUACCUCAGCAAGACGCCCAAGGCGGAGCUCGUGACGUCCAGGCCCCACGUCAAGGCGUGGUGGGAGGACAUCUCGGCGCGCCCCGCGUUCCAGAAGACCGUCGCCGCCAUUCCCCUGCCGUCCGCUUGAGCUGACUCAGCCUCGAGGUUGCCGGCGGUGCCCAGUGUGCCGGUGGACGUUAUUGACGUCUGCUCGAGUCAGUCGAAUAAAGUGUCGUGUUCUCUGUAGUACACCGUUUUGUGUGUUUUAUCACUCGUUGGACGGGCUCGACUCUGGCUUA